AUGACACAUAUGUUAGUUUUGUCAAUUUUUUUAGAAACACAUUUGGAAAUUGGUUCAUUAACAGAAGAUUUUAACCAACUUAAAACCUUUUACCAAACUGAGAAAGAUUAUGAAAUCAAAAUAAAGAAAGUACUAGAAAUGAAUGAGCUUUUUUCUGAAAGCACAUAUUAUAUAGAAAAUGAUGAAGAAAUGCCAUAUUUUAAUAAUUAUGUUAUUAGUCUAUUGCAAAUUAAAAAAUUUCAAAAAAUAUUUUACCAAAAUACAAUUAAAGAAAACAACGAACAAGAAAUUAAUGUAAAAUUACCCAUUAUAUUAGAUCAACAAGAGAAAGAAGCAUUUACUAAUAAACUUUGUACAAUGGUCUGUUGUAAAACCAAAACAUGUUUAACCAAAAUCAACCAUGAAUCCACAUUUAAAAAAUUUGAUAAUAUUCAAAAAUCAAUAAAAGUUGAGUGCAAUAUGUUUUUAUUAGAGAUGCUUUAUGCAAUGAUUCAUUCAAAAAAGACAUUACACGAUAAAGAAAAACAGUACAUAACUGUUAAAUAUACAUUUGAUGGAAAUGAAAUUUGUGAAAAGGCUUUUCAAAUUAAUAUUCACUAUCGAAUAAAAAAUGUAAAACUAUUCAUCAACAUUAUCGUAUAA
Molecule: messenger RNA, 642 nt
Organism: Cetraspora pellucida
Lineage: Eukaryota; Fungi; Glomeromycota; Glomeromycetes; Diversisporales; Gigasporaceae
Source: the annotation of a GenBank genome assembly